Molecule: messenger RNA, 672 nt
Organism: Penicillium cinerascens
Lineage: Eukaryota; Fungi; Ascomycota; Eurotiomycetes; Eurotiales; Aspergillaceae
Product: oxidoreductase-like domain-containing protein
Exons: 1
Coding region: 1-672 (223 amino acids)
Cellular component (GO): mitochondrion
Source: RefSeq, a predicted model, not a curated record
AUGGGGGCCAAUGACCAAGCCGACCCUCGUGAUACCCAUGAUACCUCUGCGAAAAGGCACACUCCCCAGGCAUAUCCCUUGUCAGGAUAUUACAAAUUGGUUUUGAAUGCUCGCUCUCUUUAUGAGGCUCGUGCGCCGACAGAACGAACGACUACCCCUCAGAGCGAGGAGAAGCCGAAUCCCACGUCGCCGACCGAAGUGGAAACACCACAAGAUAAAAUGGCAAUUGUGUUCGGCACACGUCUUGCAGGACCGGGCCGUCAGUCGCGCUACAAUCCUGGUGAGGCACCGCCAGAGUCUAUGUGGAAGACCGUCAAUGGAGUACCCAUUCCACCCCGGCCCGACGAACCGGACAACUGCUGCAUGAGUGGCUGUGUUCACUGCGUUUGGGAUGACUUCCGAGACGAAAUGGAGGAAUGGGCGGCAAGAAUCGAGAACGCCAGGGCCAAGACGGAUACCGAGAAGGGGACAAUGGACAUGCGCGCGACGCCCAGAAAGGAGGUUGAUUCAGCGAGCCAGAGUAUGGACGACGACGGCGGUGGGAGUGAGGCCAACUGGACAGCGCAAUCUCAAGGUGAUGAUUUGUUCUCCGGUAUCCCAGUGGGUAUUCGAGAGUUCAUGAAGACGGAGAAGAGAUUGCGAUUGAAACACCAGAAAGAAGCUUCGGCUUGA